Messenger RNA from Ramularia collo-cygni, 333 nucleotides. RefSeq lists its product as uncharacterized. The transcript has a single exon. The coding region runs from base 1 to 333 and encodes 110 amino acids. The record is from RefSeq and is a predicted model, not a curated record. Lineage: Eukaryota; Fungi; Ascomycota; Dothideomycetes; Mycosphaerellales; Mycosphaerellaceae.
AUGCGCUACACCCUCAUUCAGCUCGUAUCGCGCUUCGAAAUCAGCAGACGCGCCAAGGAGGAUGCGCUAGAAAAACGGGCGAAGAAGAACCGCACGGGUCUUGCGAGGGCGACCUUUGCAAGUCCAGACUGCCAGCCUUGCGAUGCAUGUUUACGCAAGGCUGCAGUAGUCAUGCUGCUCCACGGGGCGGCCUCCUCAGCCCUGGUCACCGGUCUUCUGAUGACCCUUCCCAUCAUGAGUCGCCGAGCAUUCCUUCAAGAGGCUGCUCGAAAGUUGCGUGUGAGGAGGAAGAGAGAACGAAGGAGGUGGGAGGUCGACGACUUUACGGAGUAA